Messenger RNA from Chrysoperla carnea, 971 nucleotides. Its product is annotated as probable cyclin-dependent serine/threonine-protein kinase DDB_G0292550. The record is from RefSeq and is a predicted model, not a curated record. The coding region runs from base 59 to 625 and encodes 188 amino acids. NCBI's taxonomy places the organism in Eukaryota, Metazoa, Arthropoda, Insecta, Neuroptera, Chrysopidae. Gene Ontology annotation, molecular function: protein binding. The transcript has 3 exons.
CUUAAGUUUUUUUUGAAUAGCACAUUACUACCCUAUUACAUUACAUAAUACUGCAGCAAUGGUAAUUUUAAAACAGAUUUUUGUUUUUCUUGUAACUGUGACAAUACAAUCAGCAUUGAGUCGUGAUUGUCCAAUAUUAUGUCCAUAUAAUUAUGAACCUGUAUGUGCUGUCAAUGAAUCUGGAAUUAUACAAGUCUUUUUUAAUAGAUGUGAAUUAGAUGUUGCAAUUUGUUUGAAUGGGAAACCAUACGAUGAUGUUGAAUGGCAUCUAUGUUCCCCGGAAAUCGUAGUAAAUGGAGGUAAACCAAAUUCCACUGGUAAUGAAAAUAAAAAUGGUACAAAAAAUGAUAAUACUGUUAACACGACUCCAAGAGGCAACUUAAAUGGUAAUCCAAAUUUGAAUGGCAAGUCGAGUGAUGGACAUAUACCGAAGUCCGAUAACCAUAAUGAUACUCCAGAAGGAAAAUUUAAUUCUACUGGUAAUGAAAAUAAAAAUGGCACAAAAAAUGAUAAUAUUGUUAAUACUACUCCAAGAAACAACUCAAAAGACAGCCCAAAUUUGAAUGGCAAGAGUGAUGAAGAUGAACAUGUACCGAAACCUUGCGGCUAUAAUAAAGAAUGUUAACCAGAAAGUUCCAAAUAAUAUGAUUACAUAUACAAUUGUUUACAUAUACAAGUGGCUUUAUUUUAAUCAAUUCAUCAAAAAUAUCUCCUAAAAUACAUCAGUUAUACAAAUCUUGUUUGGGUGAAAAUUAUAAAGUUUGGCAUCUUAUUUGACCUAGACUAAUUGAUAAGAGAUAGAAUAAUACUUUGAAUUAAAAAGUUUCCCUCAUCAAUAAAACAAAUAUUUUUAAACUUACGUUUCUAAUUUUGAGGGUAGAUUCUGUUAGAACUUGAGAAAAUUAGACGAAAAUUAAGAGUAAAAUUUUUCGAUAUAUCUAAAAAAGUCUAAAAAUAAUCACUUAUAGAAG